Messenger RNA from Sceloporus undulatus (fence lizard), 3568 nucleotides. RefSeq names its product mahogunin ring finger 1 (gene MGRN1). Bases 184 to 1797 code for a protein of 537 amino acids. The record is from RefSeq and is a predicted model, not a curated record. Gene Ontology annotation, molecular function: ubiquitin protein ligase activity. Gene Ontology annotation, cellular component: early endosome; cytoplasm; nucleus. The transcript has 17 exons. Lineage: Eukaryota; Metazoa; Chordata; Lepidosauria; Squamata; Phrynosomatidae. Gene Ontology annotation, biological process: endosome to lysosome transport; protein ubiquitination; negative regulation of G protein-coupled receptor signaling pathway.
ACGUCAGGAGGGCGCCGCGGCAAGGAGCGCCCCGAUUGGAGCGCCGAGGACUCGCUUUCCCGUGAAGCCCCGCGCGCGAGCGGCCUAGAGGCCUGGCUGAAGGGACUGAGGGGAAAGCCAGCCAGCGAGCGAGCGAGCGGGGAUCCGAAGGCCCUUCGCCUGCCUCCUCGUCCCCCUUCGGCCAUGGGCUCCCUGCUCAGCCGCCGCAUCGCCGGCGUCGAGGACAUCGACAUCCAGGCCAACUCGGCCUACCGCUACCCGCCCAAGUCCGGGAACUACUUUGCCAGCCAUUUCUUCAUGGGGGGCGAGAAGUUUGACACACCGCAUCCGGAGGGGUACCUUUUUGGGGAGAACAUGGACUUGAACUUCCUUGGAAACCGUCCCGUCCAGUUUCCCUACGUCACCCCAGCGCCUCAUGAGCCGGUGAAGACGCUGCGCAGCUUGGUCAACAUCCGCAAGGACUCCCUUCGCCUGGUCAGGUACAAGGAAGAUGCCGACAGCCCCACUGAGGAGAAUGGGAAGCAGAAGGCUCUGUACAGCCUGGAGUUCACCUUUGAUGCUGACGCCCGGGUCGCCAUCACCAUCUACUGCCAAGCAACCGAAGAGUUCAUUAGUGGGAUGGCUGUUUACAGCACCAAGAACCCCUGUCUGCAGUCAGAGACAGUUCACUACAAGCGUGGAGUGAGCCAGCAGUUCUCCCUGCCAUCUUUCAAGAUUGAUUUCUCCGACUGGAAGGAUGACGAGCUGAACUUCGACCUGGACCGGGGCGUUUUCCCUGUGGUCAUCCAGGCAGUGGUGGAUGAAGGGGAUGUGGUUGUGGAAGUGACUGGCCAUGCUCACAUCCUCCUAGCUGCCUUUGAGAAGCAUGUCGAUGGAAGUUUCUCUGUGAAGCCGCUGAAACAGAAGCAGAUCGUGGACCGGGUCAGUUACCUGCUUCAGGAAAUCUAUGGCAUUGAGAAUAAGAACAACCAGGAGACAAAGCCCUGUGAUGACGAGAACAGCGACAACAGCAACGAGUGUGUGGUGUGCCUCUCAGACCUGCGGGACACCCUCAUCCUGCCCUGCAGGCACCUCUGCCUCUGCAACUCCUGUGCGGACACUCUACGCUACCAGGCCAACAACUGCCCCAUCUGUCGCUUGCCCUUCCGAGCCCUUCUGCAGAUCCGAGCAGUGAGGAAGAAACCGGGGGCCCUCUCCCCUCUGUCCUUCAGCCCUGUCCUGGCACAGACCCUGGACCAUGAUGAGCAUUCGUGCUCCGACAACAUUCCUCCGGGCUACGAGCCCAUUUCGCUCUUGGAAGCCCUGAAUGGGCUGCGCUCCAUCUCGCCCUCCAUCCCUUCAGCCCCCCUCUAUGACGAGAUCACCUACACAGGGGUGCUGGAUGGGCUUCCCCUCUCUGGCAGGCCCCUUGUGGGGCUGGACCGAGCCGUCGAGAACAGCCAUCAGAAGAGCAAGCGUAGCAAGUCUCCCGACAGCACCCUCCGCUCUCCCUCUUCACCAAUCCAUGAGGAGGAUGAGGAGAAGCUCUCGGAAGACUCAGACCUGCAGCCUCCCCUUGCCGGGACGGAGCUAGUUUUGCGCGAGGGCAGCUCCCCGGAGAGCCUGACUGUGGAGGACUCAGAGGAGAUUCCCUCACUGCAGCAAGGUAGCCAGCCCCCCUCCGUGGAGGACAUAGUCCAAGAAAGCAGCAGUGCCUCCGAGGCCAGGAGCCUCCCCAGGCUGGAGAGUGAGCUGCCUACCGACGUCUACCUGCCCGCCCUUGGUCCGGACUCCUGCUCUGUUGGCAUAGAGGAGUAAGCGGGGUCUUCCGACUUUUCUGGCACUCUCCCGAGCCAUGGGACCAGCCAUCCUGGGCAGCCAUUCCUCUUCAGCCAGCCCCAUCUUUGUGGCGAAAGCGCACAGAGUAGCUCCUGAGUGGCCAGCUCAGGGGUCAACGCCACCAUCUAGGGGACCCGAUGCCAAACUCCUGGGCCUCCUGCCUGUCUGCUCUGCCAGAUGAAUGGCCUGCCUGCAGGACGCUGCUCCUUCCUCCCUGUCCCCCAAUGAAGGAUUAUUCUUACCAGAUACUUAAUCAUAACUUGGUGCAAGAGGGACCUUCUUUCCUGCCCCCCCGCCCCAAUUGCUGGGCUCAGCCUCACAUGCCCAUGCUCUCUGUUUCUCAUGGACUUGGUGUCUUUGUACAGGUUUGCAUGCUCCAAGUGCAUUCCUCCUCACACCCUGGAACAGCAGUGAGGAUGGUGUAGUGGAAAGGCCUCUCCCUCUCAUUUGCCCUGCAGCUGGUGUGCUCCCUCCCCUUGUAAAUAUAUCUCCUGCUGAGGGCUCAGACUUUUCCCAUGCCUGCCCUGCGGCCCCAUGUGCCUGCUUCCUGCCUGAUGCCCCUGCUCUUGUUCAGUGCCCAACCCUCCAGGCAGCUCCUUCCAUCCACCUCCUGCCCUUUUCCUAGGGAUUGGGGCACAGGUGAAGAGCAUCCCUGAAAAACCCAGGCUUACCUGCCAGGAAGGGGUGGGCUGAUGAGGGUGGAGCACCUGGGCAGAUGGGUCCAUUCAAGUUCCACUCUUUUGGCCAACUGACCACCGGGAGACCACCCCUGCCUGUGCCUCUAAGGCUGGAAGGUCCCCACCAGCCAUCCCACCCCCUUUGCCCAAGCUCCCUCUCUCUGCCGUGACCCACAGUUGUAUUCCAAUCAUACAGCCCAGGCGUGGAAAUGGGCAGCAUCUUCCGUGCCUCUUCUGUGCCAGAGCUGCUCCCCUCCAACCUGGUGAUGUCUGAUUCAACUGGUGCCCUUCUGGGGGUGUAGGAUGAGGGGGGCAGCAUAAGGCAGGCUGGGGGGACAGCAGCCCCUGGGCAAAGAGCCCAGCCUGCAAGCAGACCCUCUUGCCAAAGGCUGCCCUGCCCUGCGUGGCAUGGGUCCCUGCCAGGCUGCCUCGUGCCUUGUUUCCCACACUUCUCCAAAGGCAGAGCAACCCACCCCCAUCACAAAGCCUUUUCCUUCUGAACACAUUGCUGGAAGAUGGGGCUGAGUUUGGGUUUGACUGCCAGCUGUGUCCUUAUACUCCCUUGUUCCCCACCCCGCAUGGUGCCAGGUUUUUCUUCCCCCACCCAAAGGGCAGGGCUGACCCUCAAGCCCCUUUGCCAGGGAUGAUCCUGUUCUUUUUGUUAAAGCCCCAGCCUGUGGUGCAGCCUCGGAUUUCCAUUGACUUUGAGGGAAAACAACAGAGGGCAGGAAGGCACCCUCUUCCAACCAGGCAGCCUCCAGUUGUAUUGGACUGCAAUGCCCAUGAUCCCCCAGCUGGGGGUUAUGGGUUUUCCACCCAAACACAUCUGGAUGGCACCAGUCCUUGGGAGGCCGCUGCUUACACUGUGUAACAUGGCCGCUAAGUUGUCCCCAGCCCCAGUGUUGCCUCGGGCACAGAACUUUUGGGGGCGGGCGGGCACCCUUCUCUACGCUUCCUGCCUUCUCUGUGGGGAUAAUAACUGACCUACUGUACCAGGUUGUUGCAAGGAAUGUUUUGGUGAUGUUUGUAAAGUGAACAUUCAAGAUGUGCUACAUAAAUACCAAGUAUUGUUA